GAUGGCGGCGCCCAGUGGCGCCGUGAGCGAUGUGGAGAGCAGCAGCAGUAGCGAUGCAGAGGAGCUGGCACGGUGCCGCGAGGCGGCGAUGCCGGCGUGGGGCUUGGAGCAGCGCCCGAGGGGGCCGGAGAAGCCAAGAGCCGAUGCGGCAAAUAAUCAGUUGCCAGCCACCCAGCCAAGCCUCAGGCAUAAGGUGGAUGAGCACGACCAAGAUGGCAACGAGCUUCAGACCACUCCCGAGUUCCGAGCCCACGUAGCCAAGAAGCUGGGAGCCCUACUGGACAGCUCCAUUACCAUCUCAGAAGUAGUGAAGGAGCCGAGGAAGGCUGAGGUACAGAGGGUCGCCCCAGAGGAUGACGGCUUCCGUCUUUUCUUCACCUCCAUCCCCGGAGGCCCUGAGAAGAGAGCUGCUCCCCAGCCCCGCCGGAAGCGAUCGCCUUCCAGCUCCAGCAGCGAGGACAGCGACGAGGAGUGGCAACGGUGCCAGGAGGCAGCUGUGUCAGCCUCUGACAUUCUCCAGGAGUCUGCCAUCCACGGCCCUGUCAGAGUGGAGACGGAGGAAAAGAAGAAGAAAAGGAAGCUGAAAAAGAAAGCCAAGAAGGAGGCCACUGCCGCCUCGGCCACAGCCGCCACCACCACAAGCAAGGCCGCCGUCGGGAAGCGGGAAAAGGAGUCGGCCGAGCUCAAUGGAGACCAGGCAUCUCUUGGGACCAAAAAGAAGAAAAGGAAGAAAAAGGCAAAGAAAGCCAGCGAGGCUUCCCUGUUCCCACCAGCAAAGAACGCAGCAGCCAGGCCUGCAAACUGACCCCAGCCCCUGGGCAUGGGGCCCAACUCACCCUGAGGACGAGGGGCCCAUGGGGACAGGGCGUUUCCAAGCCCCGCCUCCCUCUCCAAGUUCAAGGACUUGGCUGGCGAGUCCAGACCCUGCCCCUGAUUGGGGCUUGCCCAGGGGCUGGGGUGUCGAAGUGGUUGUGGGGUGAGAAGCCUAAGCAAGGCCUGCCCUUCUGUGCUCCCACUGGGGCUGGAGCAGACCUGUGGUACCAGCACAUUCCGCAGCCUCAGGAAGAAGGAGCCUUCAGUUACUCGAGACUGAUGGCAGGUGGUAAAGCUUCCAUCACCCCAGGACAGUCUGCGGUAAGCAAGUGAAGGGACCUUUCCCUUCCCCUCCGCCGCCUCAGCCUGGUGUGGGAGGCAGUCUUCAGGAAAUGAGGGAAGGGGUCCCCCACAUGCCAAGGCCCGGGAAGGGUUUUGUACUUCUCCCUCCAGGCCACACAGACUUGAUAGAACAUUGUCCGAAAAAGAAGGAGAGAUUUUUUACCCCCUAGUUUUCCAGAAUUUUCUUUCUCUGCAUUUGUGAAUAUACCACACGCAAUCACGUCUCUGAGCCAACCAGGUUAUCGAAAAUAAAUUGUCAAGAGACCCAAAACGUAA
Equus quagga is the source of this 1431-nucleotide messenger RNA. It is a transcript of the gene C15H12orf43, whose product is annotated as chromosome 15 C12orf43 homolog. Bases 2 to 805 code for a protein of 267 amino acids. Lineage: Eukaryota; Metazoa; Chordata; Mammalia; Perissodactyla; Equidae. Gene Ontology annotation, biological process: Spemann organizer formation; negative regulation of Wnt signaling pathway; Wnt signaling pathway. The transcript is spliced from 6 exons. The record is from RefSeq and is a predicted model, not a curated record.